Molecule: messenger RNA, 1056 nt
Organism: Cornus florida
Lineage: Eukaryota; Viridiplantae; Streptophyta; Magnoliopsida; Cornales; Cornaceae
Product: F-box protein At3g07870-like
Exons: 1
Coding region: 1-1056 (351 amino acids)
Source: RefSeq, a predicted model, not a curated record
AUGAAGCUUGGCACCAAAUUGAAGAUUCCACUCCGCAAUGCUGAAAUGGUGCACGAUGGUGGUGAAGAUGGUGAUCCCCAAAUGGGUUGCUUCCCUAAGGGCAGUGGGGUUAAAAGGAAACGCUGCAUCAAAGUUAAACCCAAAGAUCAAAGGUUCAAAAUUGUGAAUUCAUGCAGUGGUUUCCUUUGCUUGUCUAAACCAACGCGGAAUAACCCUGUUGCUGUGUGCAAUCCAGUCACGGGUGAGUAUAUAAACCUUCCAGUGGCUAAUAGGGGUGAUGAGAAUAUGGAUGGAUUUGUUGAUUGUGGGUUUGGCUUCAGUCCAAGGACUAAUCAGUAUAAGGUGAGAAGAAUGUUUGAUCAAUGGACUCGUGAUCAUCGUUUUGCAAACCGGGAAGGAUAUUAUGGUAGAGGGGCUGAGAUACACACACUUGGCACAGAAUCAUGGAGGAGCAUUGACAAUACACCCCAGUCAAGGUAUAAGCUAGCCUUUCCCACCUAUCUUGAUGGAGGUCUUCAUUGGUUGUGUCUUGACAAGGGUUGUUGUCUUUACAGCAGUGGUUCUGAAGUUAUAGUUACUUUUGACCUAGACAGUGAGAGGUUCCAAUCAGUUCUUCAGCUGCCUCAUGAAUAUCAUUCCGAGGGUAGCUCGGAUAAGGGGACACGUAAAGUGUCAAUGGGAGUAUUAGGAGGCUGCCUAUGCAUAUGUGAUGCCUCUGGUUAUAGUCCUAUUGACAUAUGGGUGAUGAAGAAAUAUGGUGUUCAAGAAUCAUGGACAAAUUUGUUUUCUAUUGAUACCAUAUGUGAUGAGAGGUGGCCUUAUGGUUUAUAUCAGCCAAUAAAUUUCAUAAAAAAUGGGACUGUUUUGAUAUUUCAUUAUUUCAAAAGUGCUCUGAUUCAUUAUGACGAUAGAAGACUAAGAUUCAGAUAUCUUAAGGUUCGUGGUGCUAAAUCAAGAUUUGAAGCAAUUGCUCAUAUUCCAAGCUUCCUCUCACUUAAGGAUGCUGUUGUGGGAGACAAAGCGGUUGUGAUGAAUGUCAAUACAAGGUAUGGUUAA